AUGUACAUCAAAUUAUCAGAUAUUUCACUAGUUACAAAGUUUUCACCUGAAGUUAAAUCUAAGCGAAGGUUCGUCAAAGCAUCAGAUAUUUAUUCCUUUGGAUUACUUAUGUGGGAAAUUUCUUCAGGAGAACACUUGACAUCCGAAUACGAAAUAUCGAGAAAACCAAUUAGGCUUAUAUCAUGGGAUGAGUUAAAUAAUGUUUCAAAAAUUGACGAAGGGAAUUUUGGUAUAAUAAGAAAAGCUUAUUGGACAAAAAUAAGAGCUUGUGUUAUUUGCAAAGAAUUGACAAAUAUAAAGGAUAUAAAAUGCAAUCAAUACACAGCAUUUAUUCAUGAAUUAACAAUACAUAUUAGAAUAGGAGGUCUUUGCGAAAAUAUAGUUCGAUUUCUAGGAGUUAGUAAAGAUAAAAUAAAUAACCGAUAUUAUCUUAUAAUGGAAUAUGCGAAUGAUGGUGAUCUACGAAAAUUCCUUCAAACAAGAACUCGCUUAGGAUGGGAUCAAAUAUUUAAGUUGGCUUAUCAAAUCACAAAUGGACUAUGUUAUUUGCAUAGCGAAGACAUUAUUCAUCGAGACCUACAUGAUAGAAACAUUGUUGUUCAUAAUGGAAAUGCAAAAAUAACUGAUUUUGGAAAUGCCAAGAGUGUUAAUACGCAAACAAAUAUACAUAAUGAUCUUUUUGGAAUGAUUGCAUUUUUAGCACCCGAAUUACUUAAUCGACCCAUAAAUUAUAAUGAUGAUAUUCCCUACUCUAAGAAAACAGACAUAUAUAGUCUUGGAAUGUUAUUUUGGGAGUUAACUAGUGGUUGUCAACCAUUUAAAAAUUAUCCAUGUCACAUUCUUUUAUAUAAUGACAUAAUUCGAGGUUUUAGAGAAAAAAUCAUUCCCGAAACCCCUAAAGAAUAUAGUAAUCUUUAUAUAAAAUGUUGGAAUGCUAAACCAGAUGAACGUCCGUGUAUUGAAAAUGUGCAUGAAGAACUAGAAAGAUUAAUGAAAAAUUCUAUUGAAGUUUAUUACAAUGAUUCGGGAAUUAUAACAUCUUCAAAUUCGGGAAUUAUAACAUCUUCAAAUUCGGGAAUUAUAACAUUUUCAAAUUCAGAUAUUAUAAAUUUAACUAUUAAAGACACAUCUUCAAAUUCGGGAAUUAUAACAUUUUCAAAUUCAGAUAUUAUAAAUUUAGCUAUUAAAGACAAAUCAUAA
Molecule: messenger RNA, 1200 nt
Organism: Cetraspora pellucida
Lineage: Eukaryota; Fungi; Glomeromycota; Glomeromycetes; Diversisporales; Gigasporaceae
Source: the annotation of a GenBank genome assembly